Molecule: messenger RNA, 1080 nt
Organism: Blastocystis hominis
Lineage: Eukaryota; Bigyra; Opalinata; Blastocystidae
Exons: 6
Coding region: 1-1080 (359 amino acids)
Molecular function (GO): Hsp70 protein binding
Source: RefSeq, a predicted model, not a curated record
AUGCUUGACGAAAGUAUUGUAAAUAUUAUCAGAGAGAACCAGAAUAGUCUGGAAACGAUCUUGGGGAUUCUGAAGAGCGAUCUUCGCUAUAUUAAUUGCCCGGAGCUUGCUUCUUUUAAGGAGUUUUUGCUUCAGAUGGGUGCUUCUCUAGAUAUCCCCGAUGAUAUCGAUCAGAUGCAAGAAGAACCCAAGGAGGAGGAGGAGCCUCUCCCCCAGUUUGAUUCUGAGCCUUAUCCUGAGAUCCCUGAAGCCAAAGAGUACUCCGACGAAUUGAUGGACGCUGCUCAAGCUGCCAAGGGAAAGGCUGCAGAAGCUGCCGAGCGUGGCGACUACUCUUCCGCUAUCGACUUCCUAACGGAGUCCCUGCGUAACCAAUUCUCCAACCUGACGCUGUGUCGUCGAGCGGAGUACUUACUGAAACUGGAUCCUCCUCGUCCCAAUGCCUGCAUCCACGACUGCUCUUUCGCUCUCAACAACAACCCGGACUCGGCCAAGGCUCUCAAGAUCCGUGGUCGUGCCUACGCGCUGCUUCAGAAAUGGUUGGAAGCGGCCGCUGAUCUUCGUCGCGCUUGCUCCAUCGAUUUCGAUGAGGAAACGGACCGUCUUCGCAAGGAAGUGGACGAGAAGGCGCACGAGAUCGAGAACCGAAUCCGUGCUGCGGAGAUCGCGAAGCAGCAGGAGGAGGAGCGCGCGAAGGAGGAGCGCGCGAAGGCGUAUCGCGAUCGUGUGAUGAGAGAGAAGGAAAUGAGAGCCAAGGAGGAAGAGGAGGAGCGUCAGCGAGCCCAGAACGCUGCCUAUGAGGGAAUGCCUGGUGGUAUGCCUGGUGGCAUGCCCGGAGGAAUGCCUGGUGGCAUGCCCGGAGGAAUGCCCGGUGGUAUGCCUGCUGGAAUGAGCGAACUGUUCAGCGAUCCGGAGAUCGUGGCUGCGAUGCAGAACCCGAAGAUGGUGGCGAUUAUGCAGGACAUUAUGAGCAACCCGCAGAAUGUGUCCAAGUACAUGAGUGAUCCUGAGUUUAUGGCUCUCUAUUCAAAACUAAUGGCGAAGAUGGGUCAGGGAAAUGUACAUUGUCGUGUUUGUUGA